GUGAAUCCUUGAAGUUCGCCUACGUCGAGUAUGAGAGCAGCUCGUGUCUCCUGCCUGGGUGUUGCGAUGGAAGUCGGAAAGUUUGAAGACUCCGGGAAUGACUGUGGAGUCUGUUAAUGGCUGACGGAUAGAACUGCUCUGUAAUCUCGGCUCGUAUUUCCCUGGAGGUCAGUAGCAUCAUGGCUAAUGAUGACGACUGUGUGGGUCUGACUGAAGAACAGCUCGAGUCCAUCAGAAACAACCAUGAAGAACGUGAGUUUUUCGUGGUGCAUUAUCUGAAUGAUCUAAAGGAAAGGGGCGUGUCUUCGCUGCUUCAUAACACGCCCAUCACCUGCAGAGUGGAGAACACUGAGAGAUAUACCACUCGCUCCAAGGUGCGUGUCUGUUCUCUGUACACGGUGCGUCUGACCCAUGGUGAAUUCUCCUGGACCAUAAAGAGGAAGUAUAAGCAUUUCCAUGACCUGCAUAGAGACUUGUACAAACACAAGAUGAUGCUGCAGUUCCUCCCACUUGGGAGGUUUGCCAUUCAGAGGCAGCAGCUGGAGAGCAUGACUGAGGAGAUGCCCUCUCUGCAUGGUACUGAGAGAAUGGGCAGGACGUCCAGCAAGCCGAAAUACCUGGAAGAGUACCUAAACAGCCUUCUGGAGAACUCUUUCUGCAAGAACUACAGUGGCAUGCUGGAGUUCCUCGGAAUCAGCCCGCUGUCCUUUAUCAAAGACCUUGGACCCAAAGGCCUUGAGGGGUUUAUACUGAAGAGAUCAGGAGGUCACCGGAUCCACGGCCUCAACUGUUUCGGCCACCAUCAGUUCUGUUUCCGCUGGUCGCAUCGCUGGCUUGUGGUCAAGGAUUCGUUUCUGCUUUAUAUGUCCAGAGAACCAGGCCUGGUGUCCUUCGUGCUGCUCUUUGACCCCGAGUUGAAAGUCCUGGUGGAUCGGCGCUACACGGACACCAAACACGGCGUGUGCAUCGAGACCGUCAGCAGAAAGCUGAUCAUUAAGUGCAAUAGCUACCGGCAGGCCCAGUGGUGGAGUCAUGAGAUCCGGCGUCUGUCUGAACGCUGCGAUUUUCUCCAGCUCCACCGCUUUGACGGCUUCGCCCCACCCAGACCGGACUCCCUCACCAAAUGGUACGUGAACGGGAGCGGGUAUUUCUCUGACCUGGCAGACGCACUGGAGAAGGCGAAGGAGGAGAUCUUUAUCACCGACUGGUGGUUAAGUCCUGAAGUUUACCUCAAGCGUCCGGCUAAAGGGACGUACUGGCGACUGGACCAGAUCCUCAAGCGCAAAGCAGAACAAGGAGUGAAGGUGUGUGUGCUGUUGUAUAAAGAGGUAGAGCUGGCCCUGGGCAUUAACAGCGACUAUAGUAAAAGAACCCUAAUGGGUCUGCACCCAAAUAUCAAGGUGAUGCGUCAUCCUGAUCACAUGGCCUCCACCAUCAUCCUGUGGGCUCACCAUGAAAAAAUGGUGGCCAUCGACCAAUCGGUGGCCUUCGUAGGCGGGCUGGACCUCGCCUUCGGGAGAUGGGACGACAGUAACUACAGGUUGUUUGAUGUCAUGCAAACGGAAACAGCCAAUCACGAGGCGCGUCCGGUUCCAGAGACUGAAGGAGAGGAUGUGGUUAAUGUUCCUCUCACUGGCGGAACGCUGGCAGGAGGUUGUGAUGAGGUGGAUUUGAGCUGUAACACGAUGUUAUGGUUAGGAAAAGAUUAUAGUAACUUCAUCAAGAAGGACUGGAUACAGCUGGACCAGCCUUUCCAAGACAACGUGGACCGGGCGCACGUGCCGCGUAUCCCGUGGCGUGACCUCGGAGCCGUGGUUCAUGGGAAGGCAGCCAGGGACCUGGCACGCCACUUUAUACAGCGCUGGAACUUCACCAAGAACUUUAAGAUAAAAUAUAAAGCCAAGUUUUACCCAAACCUGCUGCCCAAGAGUCACACUACUGCCAGUGAGCUUCCCUUCAUCGUGCCUGGAACAGCCAGAGCAUCUGUACAGGUGCUUCGCUCGGUCGAUCGCUGGUCAGCUGGAGUAUGUGAGAGUUCCAUCCACAAAGCUUACAUAGACACCAUAGAGAAAAGCCAGCACUACAUUUAUAUAGAGAAUCAGUUCUUCAUUAGCUGUGCUGAGACUGUUCACAACUCCAUAGGAGACACUAUUGUCAAGAGGAUCCUGCGGGCACACAGUGAGAAACAGAAGUACAGAGUGUUUGUGGUGAUUCCUCUCCUACCCGGAUUCGAGGGAGACAUCAGUGAGGGAGGAGGCAACGCCAUCCAGGCUAUACUGCAUUUUAUCUACAGGACAAUAAAUCGAGGAAAGAACUCCAUUCUAUCCCGACUCAAGGAACAGAUGCAGGAUGAAUGGACGCAGUACAUCUCUGUGUGUGGCGUGCGGACGCACGGCAAUCUCGGCCAUACCCCCGUCACCGAGCUCAUCUACGUCCACAGCAAGGCGCUGAUCGCAGACGACCGCCGCUACAUCAUCGGUUCAGCCAACAUCAACGACAGGAGCAUGAUGGGAUACCGGGACAGCGAGCUGGCCGUGCUGGUGGAGGACGAGGAGAGGGUUCCGUCCCGAAUGAACGGAGAGGAGUACGAAGCAGGGCCUCUGGCACUCGCACUGCGCAAGGAGUGUUUCAGGGUGCUGUUGGGGGCCGAUUCGGACCCCUCGUUAGACAUAGACGAUCCCCUGACUGAUCAUUUCUUCAGUGAGGUGUGGAAUAAAAUCGCCCAGUCGAACGCUUCCAUCUAUGAAACCGUCUUCCGGUGCCUUCCGUCAGACUCGAUCCGUAACCUGCGAGAGCUGCAGGAACACGUCAGCGCCCCGGCUUUGGCCCAGAGCGACCCGGAGAAGGCCGGCGAGGAGCUGCGCACCAUCCGCGGCAUCCUCGUCCACUUCCCACUGCACUUCCUGUGCGAGGAAAACCUGCUUCCUCCAGCCGGCAGCAAGGAGAGGAUGGUUUCUCUGGACGUGUGGACAUAGUAGACGUGCAGCAUGUUUAAAAAAAAAAAGAAAAGAAAAAAAAAGAAAAAUCAGACUCUAAUCCAGUCACUAAUAUCUGUUCUGUAGUCAGCGUUUUGGUGAGAUAGCAGACCAAAGCUUUUCCUGUCUGUGGUGAUGUGAUGGAGGAUCUGGCUCGGCGCUCGGGAAGCGAUUAGCCAAACUCAAAGUGACUCACAUCUCACUCUGCGGGAGCAAGAGGAAGUGCGCGAGGAUCUCCUGCAGAGGAUUUUACUCAAAAUGGCUCAGUGGAAGCUGGAGAGAGAGCUGGGCUGCUGUAGAUCUGUAAAAUGGCACCGUGUGUGUGUGUGUGUGUGUGUGUGUGUGUGUGUGUGUGUGUGUGUGUGUGUGUGUGUGUGUGGACUGCUUAUGGAUGAAAUGUUCAGGACAGAACGUACAUUUUGUGUUGCAGUGGCGUGUAGGCGGACUGCACCACUCUCUCAACCUCUUUUCCUAUAUCUCUUUAUUCUCUCUCUCUCUCUCUCUCUCUCUCUCUCUCUCUGGUGCUACACCUCACGGUGCGGCGGCAGCAGAUCUGUGCGAACAUUUGCGGUUGUUAUGGUGACAGGUAGAAAAGAGCUGACUGCAAGAGAGAGAGAGAGAGAGUGAGAAGGAGGGAAGAGCGGAAACGAGAGGGGAAAUGUAGAUAAAUGGCAGACGGGAUGCAGUAAGGAGGGAAUCGGUUUUAAAUGUUUUUUAUAUGGUGAUUGAGGAGAGGGGGAUGGAGGGGUGGUGUAAAUGGAUGAUGUAGGGGUGCACAGGGAAGUGAAGUGUGUGGGAGAAUGAGUAAGUGUGUGUGUGUGUGUGUGUGUGUGUGUGUGUGUGUGUCCUGCAAUAAUCUCCCUCCCUCUGGGAAUUCGGGUUAUGUAAUACAGCUGUUCUCAAACUCCAUGAUUGUUCGGAGAGGGAGGGAGAAAAACUCAACCAAGCGCCGAGAGAAACGAACACAGACGCAACCUGGCCAGCGCCGUGCAUCUAAUCCCAGCAGUUUCCUGUUUACGACAGGAAAUAAAAACAAGACAUAAAGGUGAGGCGAGGCAGACGUGAGAAAGCUCAUUAAUCCAGCUUUCAAACAAAUCCCGGGUCCGCUUUCUUCCGGCCGCGUCUCAAUCGGCUUCCUACAUCCCUAGAAACGGUAUACGGUGUAGACGGGUUCACACGGUGAAACUCGAGUUCUGCCGACGUUAAAACGUCCUCAUCGGCCCUCGAUUGUAAACAAACAAACGAAUCGUAUGUAGACGGUUCAAAUAACGUUUCUUGUUCCAAGUCUUUUUUUUAAGGAAAGUAUGAUGUCAUUUCUGGGUAGAGGAACAUUCUAGGUUAGGAUACGGAGCAAUGAUGAUUUUUUUUUGGUUGUUUUUUUUUUGUGGUGUAUUUUGGGAUUGUUUCUAGGGAGCAAACAUUUGAGAGAGACCGAGAGAGAGAGAGAGAUGCACAGAGCAAGACCGAGGCCCUUAAAAUGGCCGACUCCCUGCUAGCCACCCUGGACUACUGAACUAUGGCAGCGGACGGAUUGAGACACAGCCGUAGACUUUCCGGAAAGUUCAAAUAACACCUUAUUAAAAAUCUCUGAAAGAAUAGAUCGUACCACAACCGCCCUUGGAAAAAGAAAAGGUUCAAACAUCGGUUUUAUUCCUAGAAGAAGGAAACAUCUUGAAAAGUCUUUUUUUGGGGUAAAUACAAGUAGACUACAGACGAGAUAUAAACAAGCCCAGAACAUCCCUUUAAAAUAAAUAAAUAAAUAAAUAAAUAAAUAAAUAAAAGCUUUGGUUUGUCUUCCACAAAGAUUCUUCAUCUAGAUACUUGACACCGAACUGUGUGUCAAAAUCAGACCACAAGGUGAAAUAAAAUCGUUAAAAGCGUGGGUCGUACAGUAUAAUGGAGCACCAACGGAAAGCAGAAACCACUGAACUGUAGCGAAUACCGAAUGGAGAACACUAGAGCGCAUAAGACACCAGGAUACUGCCGUAACAAUCCGGAGGGACGCGCUGGAAUCUUUACAGAAACGAUUAACUAACUAAUCGCAGUUAGUCGGAAUCUUUUGACGAUUCCUGAUGCUAUCGUCAAUCAUCGAGCGAUUUCAAUCAGGCUACUAGUUUGUUUCUAUUUUGUGCGAACACAACGGAUCGAACAUCACAAGGCAGCAACAGAAAAUAUGGUAAAGGUAUCAAGCGACGAAUUGUGAACUCGAGUGACGUAGACGAGGUCGAGGGACCAUUCGAACACGCGACGUCUCCACUUACGGUUUUGUUUGUUUUUUGUUUUCCCCCCUAAGGGCAAAAACAUCUGGUUGAAGCCACGCCUACUCCAGUUCUAAAUAUCGACAGCACUGAAUACAGAUUGUGUCUUCAUCUUUUGUGUUCCCGUCUUUCUACAUACUCCUUAAGCAGGACGUUGACCAAGUACAGACGUUUUAGAGGACACAAGAUCGUAGUAUAAAAAAGCGUAACGUAGGCACUAAUAAACUAAAGGUCUAAUUGUUAGUGGCCUACAUUUCGUAAAUCCUGUGCUGCCACGUUAGUUAGACCAAACAUGGAACACUCAUGCUGCCAUACCGAAUAAUAUGUCAAAAUUAACGCACGUACAGUUCUGUUGAACCGUAGGCAAAUAUUUCUCUGAUACAUUCCAGCUAGGUUUAUUUAAUGCUACUAUUUCUUUUUGUUGUUUUUUUUUCCUUCUCUAUUAUUCUUACUGACCAUCAGCUCGUCUGCGUACGAGUUUUUAUCUGUCACUGUAAAAUCUAGACGUUUAGUGCAAUAUCCGUACCUGUAAAAGCACUCUGAUUUUUUGCUAACCUUUUAACGGUGGUAUAUUUUUGUAUACAUUGUUCUUCCUAUUUUUUCUCUAAAUGGUAGAUAUUUAAGCAGAACCCUGGGAAGAUUAUAAUGUAGGGUUCUUACUCAUACUUUGCACCUCACUGAUACUGAAUACAAUACCGACGUAAUGUUUGUAUGUGGUGUUUGUUUUUUUCCUCUCAAGCUACUGUAGCUAGCUACACGGACUACACGACUGACCAGCUGUUGCUAGUCCAGGAAAAAAAUUAACAAAAUAAACUAUCAACUGUUGCUAAA
Messenger RNA from Tachysurus fulvidraco (yellow catfish), 6064 nucleotides. It is a transcript of the gene pld2, whose product is annotated as phospholipase D2. Gene Ontology annotation, biological process: intracellular signal transduction; phosphatidic acid biosynthetic process; cell motility. Bases 180 to 2975 code for a protein of 931 amino acids. The record is from RefSeq and is a predicted model, not a curated record. The transcript is spliced from 25 exons. Lineage: Eukaryota; Metazoa; Chordata; Actinopteri; Siluriformes; Bagridae. Gene Ontology annotation, molecular function: D-type glycerophospholipase activity; phosphatidylinositol binding.